Mustela erminea (ermine) is the source of this 3213-nucleotide messenger RNA. It is a transcript of the gene STK39, whose product is annotated as serine/threonine kinase 39. The coding region runs from base 115 to 1749 and encodes 544 amino acids. Gene Ontology annotation, molecular function: protein serine/threonine kinase activity; ATP binding. NCBI's taxonomy places the organism in Eukaryota, Metazoa, Chordata, Mammalia, Carnivora, Mustelidae. Gene Ontology annotation, biological process: protein phosphorylation. The transcript is spliced from 18 exons. The record is from RefSeq and is a predicted model, not a curated record.
CGCGGCGGGGAGGGCGUGCGCCGGGCGAGAGGUGUCGGCGGUGAGGGAAGGGAAGUUUCAAGUGGAAGGUCGUCCGCCGGCCGGCGCGUCCUCCCGCUCUCCUCCGGCAGCAUCAUGGCGGAGCCGAGCGGCUCGCCGGUGCACGUCCAGCAGCCCCAGCAGACAGCCCCGGUGACAGCGGCGGCGGCGGCGGCCCCCGCGGCCGCGACAGCAGCGGCGGCCCCGGCAACGCCCGCGGCCCCGGCUCCGGCCCCGGCCCCGGCGGCGCAGGCCGUCGGCUGGCCCAUCUGCAGGGACGCGUACGAACUGCAGGAGGUUAUCGGCAGUGGAGCUACGGCCGUGGUUCAGGCUGCUCUCUGCAAGCCCAGGCAAGAGCGCGUGGCUAUAAAACGGAUCAACCUGGAAAAAUGCCAGACCAGUAUGGAUGAACUAUUAAAAGAAAUUCAAGCCAUGAGUCAGUGCAGCCAUCCCAAUGUAGUGACCUAUUACACCUCUUUUGUGGUAAAAGAUGAACUUUGGCUGGUCAUGAAAUUACUAAGUGGAGGCUCCAUGUUGGAUAUCAUAAAAUACAUCGUCAACAGAGGGGAGCAUAAGAAUGGAGUUCUGGAAGAGGCAAUAAUAGCAACAAUUCUUAAAGAGGUUUUGGAAGGCUUAGACUAUCUACACAGAAAUGGUCAGAUUCACAGGGAUUUGAAAGCCGGUAAUAUUCUUCUGGGUGAGGAUGGCUCGGUACAAAUAGCAGAUUUUGGGGUAAGUGCAUUCCUAGCAACAGGAGGUGAUGUUACCCGGAAUAAAGUAAGAAAAACAUUUGUUGGUACUCCAUGUUGGAUGGCCCCUGAAGUCAUGGAACAGGUGAGAGGCUAUGACUUCAAGGCUGACAUGUGGAGUUUUGGAAUAACUGCCAUUGAAUUAGCAACAGGAGCAGCACCUUAUCACAAAUACCCUCCUAUGAAAGUGUUAAUGCUGACUUUGCAAAAUGACCCACCCACUUUAGAAACAGGAGUAGAGGAUAAGGAAAUGAUGAAAAAAUACGGCAAGUCCUUUAGGAAAUUACUUUCACUGUGUCUUCAGAAAGACCCUUCGAAAAGGCCUACAGCCGCCGAGCUUUUAAAAUGCAAAUUCUUCCAGAAAGCCAAGAACAGAGAAUACCUGAUUGAGAAGCUGCUUACAAGGACCCCAGACAUAGCCCAAAGAGCCAAAAAGGUGAGAAGAGUUCCUGGGUCAAGCGGUCACCUUCAUAAAACCGAGGACGGUGACUGGGAGUGGAGUGACGACGAGAUGGACGAGAAAAGUGAAGAGGGGAAGGCAGCUUUUUCUCAAGAAAAGUCACGAAGAGUAAAAGAAGAAAACCCAGAGAUGGCGGUGAAUGCCAGCAGUAUACCCGAGCAGAUACAGUCCCUCUCAGUGCAGGACUCUCAGGGCCUACCCAAUGCCAGCGAAGACUAUAGAGAAGCUUCUUGCGCUGUGAACCUCGUUUUAAGAUUAAGAAACUCCAGAAAGGAACUUAAUGACAUACGGUUUGAGUUUACUCCAGGAAGAGAUACGGCAGAUGGCGUAUCUCAGGAGCUCUUCUCCGCUGGCUUGGUUGAUGGUCAUGAUGUAGUUAUAGUGGCUGCUAAUUUACAGAAGAUUGUAGAUGAUCCCAAAGCUUUAAAAACCUUGACAUUUAAGUUGGCUUCAGGCUGCGAUGGGUCGGAGAUUCCUGAUGAAGUGAAGCUGAUCGGGUUUGCUCAGCUGAGUGUCAGCUGAUGUAUGUCCCUUGACAUCUCCCUGAUCUGUCAUGCCCCUCACCUCACAACACUCCCCUCAAUCUUCUCUCCCCCACCCUGUCUCCCACCCCCUCACUCCCAGUCCCCACAAAAUCAGAAGAUUGUGAAGAGUCUGGCUUCAAUGAAAUGGGAUAAAAAAGAAUUUUUUUAAACUUACAACACUCCGAGUUCUGCUUUAUUCUCUAGCAAUCCACAGUAUGAGAACAAGCAAAUGCCACAGCUGCACGACAGUUGCUAAUUUUUCCAAAAGCUAUUUAAUAUUCUUAGCAAUCAAUUUGGAUAUCCCUUAAGUGAAAAGAAUCUGAAAUACACUCAGGUGGUCCUAUUUAUUGGCAACAAAAGGAAUUUUUUCUCUCAGAAGCCUAUUUCUUCUCUCAUUGUUCUUUCUGUUCUACUUUAAUUGUACAUCUGACAAUACUGCCUCUUUUAUGUUGUAUUUAGAAAUUAAUAUACUUAUAAAAUUAAGAUUUAUUAGCCAAACUUGAAUUCUAGUUUUAAAACUGACUGUGAAUUUUAUUUUUCAUAUAUUUAUGCAUUACACACCUUAGCUAUAAGAAGAAAAGUUUUUGAUUAUAUGCUUCUUGCAGUUAAUCUCUUGUUAUUUAAACAGAAAAUUUCAGGUCUAUCUUUGGAGUAUUUAUAACUUUUGAUUUUUGAAAUGACUGAAUUAGGAACUAGGAUGCUUAUUCUUUUGGUUUGUUUGCAGAAAAACCAAUCCACAAUCUGAUUGUCUCUUGGGAGAGGGUGCCUUGCAAACUUUCAUAUUAAGAAUGUGCCUGAGGCUGCUUUACUUUGGAAUAGUCUCAGAUCUAAAAUUUCCUCUACAUCAAGUGGCAUAUGUAAGUUUUGCUUCAUUGGAACGUAUAGAAUGCUAUAUAAAAUGUUGCCAUUCUAUUAGACUGCUCAUUAUGUACCCAUCUCUGAUUUGACUUCUCCUUAAAUGAUAGGAUUUGUUGUUCCAAAGGUGAUAAACUUGAAGCUACCAGAAUCUGAGUUUUACUUGAAAUUCUGCAGAAUACCCAGGUGGAGUGAAAAAUAGAAAGGGUUUUGUGCAAUGACUAAAAAGGUAAAAUGCUGUUAAGUUUCAAGAAUAAAUCCUUUUCAAUCCAAGUAGCCCUCUGCUUGACUGUGUAUUACGGAAUAGUAAACCUUAGGAUUUUCAAAAUUGGAGUCUAAACUUUCAGGGAGGUGGGCUCCCAGGACGGUACCAUUGCUCUUUCCUAGCUAACCCUAGAUACGGCAGCUCUUUAAUGUACUUUAAAAAGCAAAUAUAUAUUACUAAGGAAAGAAAAAGUUAUUUAUAAUUGCCUUGUCAUAAUUGUAAAGGUGUUCUAGAGCCAUUUGCAUACAAUUUAAUGUAAUUUCAUUCCAUUCUAUUGUUUACACAAUGAUUACUCAAAGAUGACUGCAAAGGUAAAAGGAAAAUAAAAGUGUAUUGCACAAA